UCAAAGUGAUGAGGAAAACACUUGAAAUUGAUCUUGUUUUGAUUUGAAAUGCAGUUUCGCGACAGCUUCGUGAGACUUUGCUUUAUUUCCUCAUUUGAAAGUUUCGGCGGUCCGGUAUGUUCGUUUUUCGCAGACCGCGUGAGUUCGCUGCCGCCAUGUUCCAGUCCAGUAAAUUGCCUGCCCGGUUUGUGACCGCGAAGUUGAGCAUCGCCAGAAGGCUGCAUCCUCGAGCUCGGGCUCCGUAUGGCCAGCGGAAGGGCUUGGUCUCCUGGACAGAAGCCAACUUUUGUGAUGAAGUUCCUUCCCGGACCCAUUUGGAAGGAUGCGAAAGAGCUGCAGGUGCCGUACCAGGAAGCGGUGCCAGUGAGAAGAUUCGGAUGCAUUUAACUCAGGGGCCAAGCUAUGCGUCAUUCGGAUGGUCAAGGCAAAGUUUGAGUCGAUGGAACCACCGCGGUUCCGCAUAAACAAGAAGAUUCUCCAGGGGCCUCCAUCUCCGCCGGCACCGGUGCUUCACUCGCUGACGCCGAGGAAUCUCCCAGGAAGCGAGGUGGCGAACAAACCGAACCUGACCAGGAGGAUAAUCGUGAAAGGCAGGGAC
Messenger RNA from Culex pipiens pallens (northern house mosquito), 598 nucleotides. RefSeq lists its product as uncharacterized. The record is from RefSeq and is a predicted model, not a curated record. The transcript is spliced from 2 exons. The coding region runs from base 117 to 464 and encodes 115 amino acids. NCBI's taxonomy places the organism in Eukaryota, Metazoa, Arthropoda, Insecta, Diptera, Culicidae.